AAGGAAGUUCUGAACUGCCUUCAGACUGCCCAGCAGAGCAGACGAGCAGGCUGUCCUGGCUCUGCAUCUGUACCUGGACGCUCUGAAGAAUAGCUUCUCAUUCACAGAAAUGCCUUGUGUUAUAAAAUGAUGAGUAUCUUCCAUGUCAUCAUUACCUUCAUAGUAAUACUUGAGAUCAGAAUCCAGUUGUCGAAUGAAACUGAAGUUUUAGUGAACAGGUCAAAAACAGAUCUCACCCAUAUUCCCCAAGACCUACCUCUGGAAACAACAACCUUAGACAUGUCACACAACUAUAUAUCUGAGCUUCAGACUUCUGUCCUCCUACCACUCUCCAACCUGAGGAUUUUGAUUCUUUCUCAUAAUAGUAUUCAGCAUCUUGAUCUCAGUGUUUUUGAAUUCAAUCAGGAAUUGGAAUACUUGGAUGUAUCGCACAACAAGUUGGGGAGCCUUUCUUGCCACCCUACUGUGAACCUCAAGCACUUAGACCUUUCGUUUAAUGCAUUUGAUGCCCUGCCCAUAUGCAAGGAGUUUGGCAACAUGCUUCAACUAAAAUUUCUGGGACUGAGCGCUUCACAGCUACAGAAAUCCAGCAUGCUGCCAAUUGCUCAUUUGAACAUUAGCAAGCUCUUGCUGGUCUUAGGAGAAACUUAUGGAAAAAAAGAAGACCCUGGGAGCCUUCAGGGUAUUAAUACAGAGAGUCUGCACAUUGUUUUUCCCACAGAAAAGGAAUUCCAUUAUAUUCUGGAUGUGUCGGUCAGCACUAUAGAAAGUCUGGAGUUGUCUAAUAUCAAAUGUGUGCUAGAUGAUAACCAAUGUUCCCAUUUCCUACAUGUUCUGUCAAAACUUCAGAGGAAUCCGAGGCUGUCGAAUCUUUCUUUAAACAACAUCGAAACAACUUGGAAUUCUUUCAUGAAGAUCCUCCAGUCGAUUUGGAAUACAACCAUAGAGUAUUUCUCCAUUUCAAAUGUGAAGCUACAAGGUCAACUUGACUUCACAGACUUUAACUAUUUUGACACGUCUCUGAAGACCUUGUCUAUACAACAAGUGGUCAGUGAUGUGUUCAAUUUUCCACAAAGUAAAAUCUAUAAAAUCUUUUCAAACAUGAACAUCCAAAAUUUCACAGUAUCUGGUACACGCAUGAUUCACAUGCUUUGUCCAUCCCAAAUCAGCCCAUUUCUAUAUUUGGAUUUUUCCAAUAAUCUCUUAACAGAUACAGUUUUUGAAAAUUGUAGAAGCUUGACCAAAUUGAAGACAUUUAUUUUACGAAUAAAUCAGUUAAAAAAACUUACGAACAUAGUUCAUAUGACCAAAGAGAUGAAGUCUCUGCAACAAUUAGAUAUUAGCCAGAAUUCUAUAAGGUAUGAUGACAAUGAAGAAGUUUGUUUCUGGACUAAAAGUUUACUAAAUUUAAAUAUGUCUUCAAAUGUACUUACAGACUCUGUUUUCAGUUGCUUACCUCCCAAGAUCAAGAUACUUGAUCUUCACAAGAACAGAAUACAGAGCAUUCCUAAAGGAGUCCUGCAACUAGAGUCUUUGCAAGAACUCAACAUUGCUUUCAAUUCUUUAGCUGACCUUCCUGGAUGCGGUACCUUCAGCAGCCUUUCUGUCCUCAUCCUUGACCAUAACGUGGUUUCCCACCCAUCAGCUGAUUUCUUCCAGAGCUGCCAGAAGAUUAGAUCACUCAAGGCAGGGAACAACCCAUUCCAGUGUACAUGUGAGCUAAGGGAAUUUAUCAAAAACAUAGGCCAAGUACCAAGAGGGGUGGUGGAGGACUGGCCUGAUUCUUACAAGUGUGACUACCCAGAAAGCUAUAAGGGCACUCCACUGAAGGACUUCCAUCCGUCUCAGUUAUCCUGCAACACAGCUCUGUUGAUUGUCACCGUUGGGGCCACCAUGCUGCUGCUGACUGUGACCAUGACCCUCCUCUGCAUCUACUUGGACUUACCCUGGUAUCUCAGGAUGGUGUUUCAGUGGACCCAGACCCGGCGCAGAGCCAGGAACUUGCCCUUAGAGGAACUCCAAAGAACUCUCCAGUUCCAUGCUUUUAUUUCAUACAGUGGGCAUGAUUCUGCCUGGGUGAAGAACGAAUUGGUACCAAACCUAGAAAAAGAAGAUGUACGGAUUUGCCUCCACGAGAGAAACUUUGUUCCCGGCAAGAGCAUCGUGGAGAAUAUCGUCAACUGCAUUGAGAAGAGCUACAAGUCCAUCUUUGUUUUGACUCCCAACUUUGUCCAGAGUGAGUGGUGUCAUUAUGAGCUCUACUUUGCCCACCACAAUCUCUUCCAUGCAGGAUCUGAUAACUUAAUCCUGAUCUUGCUGGAACCCAUUCCACAAUACUCCAUUCCUAGCAGCUAUCACAAGCUUAAAUCUCUCAUGGCACGAAGGACAUACUUAGAAUGGCCCAAGGAGAAGAGCAAACGUGGACUAUUUUGGGUUAACUUAAGAGCAGCCAUUAAUAUUAAGUUGAUGGAGAGAGCAACAGAAGUUAGUCACACGUCAAACUACUCACAUCCGUCUUCUUAAUAUUGCUACUUUUGGAAGUUCCAGCGAAGACUUUGUUGUGCAUUAACAUGAAUUUAAAUACAAUUUCGAAUUUAUAAUGUAGUACUUUGAGGCUCCAGCUCAUCAUUAAUAAAAAUGAAUGAAAUGGAGGGCAGCUGGUGACAAAACAGUAACACAAUGUUCUAUGAGGCCGAUCCACUGGAGAAGAUUUUGUGUUCACAUCUGAAGACUUCUGUGAACAUGUCAGGCAUGCAGGUACCAUGAUUCGUGGUUUGCUUACCCUGGGAGUGGGUCAUGGCAUGAAGACCUUAUUGGGGAUGCUUGUCUUUCCUGCUCAUGGAAUAAAUAAAUAAAUGAACUUUAGGAAAA
Tupaia belangeri chinensis (Chinese tree shrew) is the source of this 2871-nucleotide messenger RNA. It is a transcript of the gene TLR1, whose product is annotated as toll like receptor 1. The transcript has 2 exons. Lineage: Eukaryota; Metazoa; Chordata; Mammalia; Scandentia; Tupaiidae. Gene Ontology annotation, biological process: immune response; inflammatory response; toll-like receptor signaling pathway. The record is from RefSeq and is a predicted model, not a curated record. Gene Ontology annotation, cellular component: Toll-like receptor 1-Toll-like receptor 2 protein complex; plasma membrane. Gene Ontology annotation, molecular function: transmembrane signaling receptor activity; Toll-like receptor 2 binding; lipopeptide binding. The coding region runs from base 127 to 2523 and encodes 798 amino acids.